Messenger RNA from Patiria miniata (bat star), 1251 nucleotides. RefSeq names its product G-protein coupled receptor moody-like. Bases 1 to 1251 code for a protein of 416 amino acids. Gene Ontology annotation, cellular component: membrane. NCBI's taxonomy places the organism in Eukaryota, Metazoa, Echinodermata, Asteroidea, Valvatida, Asterinidae. Gene Ontology annotation, molecular function: G protein-coupled peptide receptor activity. The transcript has a single exon. Gene Ontology annotation, biological process: neuropeptide signaling pathway. The record is from RefSeq and is a predicted model, not a curated record.
AUGGCUUUCAAUGCAUCUGAGAGUGACAUGGAUGGGAAUCAAGCAUUUUAUGCCGUUGAACUCUCUGUGAUUGUGUUUGUGUGGCAUCUUCUGAUUGUCGUUUUGGGUGUUCCGGGGAACGUUCUGAUCCUGAUCGUGUUCCUGGCCAAGCCUCGUCGGACCAGCACCGCCGUGCUCAUCAUGGCGCUCGCUGCCGCCGAUCUCUUCGCCUGCCUGGCGCGCCUCUGCGAGGUAGUCUACCAGGGGAUCGAGCUUUCAGGCAGCGCACCGCCCACCGGACUGUUCGUGACCAUCACCGUGGUCAACAAUCUUUCACUGACUGCGGCCGCGUUGAUGACGGCCCUGAUCGCCUUAGAUCGCUACGACUGCAUCUGUCGACAUAGUAAUCGACUGCUGAGCCACCGGCGAUCUUGUGGAGCAGUUGUCUUCAUUUGCUGCUUGACAUUAUGCACCAACAUCCCCCUCUUCGUCUAUCUCUCCGGCAACCUCAACUGGUACAUGGUGGUGUUCUCCAAACAAGUCUUGUUCUACUUCUUCGAUGUCCUGGUGGUUUUCGUCUGUUACGGGAGGGUGUACGCGGCGAUCCGAAAACACGUCCGGGUCGGCGUAAAUCGGUUGACUACAGCCGGUCACAAUCCGUCGGUUCUCAGUGAUACUUCAGCGUCUGGUCGUCGGAACGUCUCUCGGUACGAGACCAGACAACCUCCUGGAACUAUUCCAGCAAUUGCAGCCCCGGAGAUGCCUUGUUGCAGUGCUAACACCGCCCCUCCAUCCCGAGCUCCCAGGAAAGUUUUCCUUGAUUCCAAAACACGAAGCCCGGGCGUCACAUCUUUGUCAAGGUCUCUAGAUGUCACGAGUGGUGGAGCUCAGGGCACCACUUUGGCCCGGGGAGGGUCCAAAAGUCCAGGAAGCUCCCAACGAGAGUCGCUGUCCACCACCAACGCGGGGCAACCCCGGGCCUCCACCACCCGCAGCGGCCCGCCGGCUACGCUUCAAAGGAGGACCACUCGAAUGCUCUUCUUGGCCACGCUGAUUUUCCUCCUGACUUACAUCCCAUACUGGAUCUUCGUCGGGAUGGCAUUCGCCGGUCGACCCCACGAUGCCGUCUAUCAUAUCAUGAGGAAUGUCCUACACCUGAUGUUCCUGAACAACGCCGUGAACCCACUGAUCUACGGGGUGGCCAACCGGCGGUUUCGCAAAGACGUUCGAGAUGUCCUACGGAAGAUGUGCGGUCGAAAAUCCACAGAGUAA